CAAGAGCCCUGUCGUGGGAUGGAAUGCCGAGGCCCGCUGCCCCUGGUCAGCUCUGCCAUGGAGGUGCUUCUUGCUUUAUGGUGCCGUCUCCCUCACAAAGAGGUUUUACAAACCUUGUUUGUACCUCCACCUGCUUCACCUCCUGUGGUUGCUCAGCGAGAAGCGAGUUACACACCUCCAAUCACAACGUUCAUUCGUCCAGGACCACUCCGUACUCUGAUUCAUCUGUGAUUUCCCUGCUUCAUCUCCGGUUUGCCUAAGCACACCAAAUCUCUCUGCAAGGCAGUGGCAGCAAACAUGGUAUUCUAUCCUCCGCCAUGGGUCCCGAAGCUUCCAUUCGACCCUCCCGACUCCAUCACGAUUGGCGAGUUCAUGCGAAGCGAAAUCUAUGGCCGGCGCCCAAUUGCCAAGAGCCGGAAUCCCUUCACCUGCGGCCUCACGGGCAAGACAUACACCGUGGCUGAAUCCCACCAGCGAUCCGAUUGCAUUGCAAAGGCCCUGUCCAAGAUCCUCGGCUGGGAGCCCAACGCCGACUCGCCCUGGGACAAGGUCGUUGCCGUGUUCUCGUUCAACACGAUUGACUACAUUUCCGUGCUCCACGCCGUGCACCGCUUGUCCGGCAUUGCCACGCCGGCGAAUGUCGCAUACUCGGCUAGCGAGCUGGAGCACCAGCUCCGGUCUUCGGGGGCCAAAGCGCUGUUCACAUGUGUGCCCGUGCUGGAGACGGCAUUGAAGGCCGCGAAAGCAGUCGGCAUACCCGAGGACAAGGUCUUCAUCAUGGACCUCCCCCAUCAUGCCCCGAAGCCCUCGUUCAAGACGGUCCAGGACCUGGUGGAGUUGGGCCGCACGGUGCCGGAUCUGGAGCCGCUGAGAUGGGUCAAGGGACAGGGCGAGCGCCAAGUGGCGUUCCUCUGCUACUCCAGCGGUACCUCGGGUCUGCCGAAAGCCGUCAUGAUUUCGCACCGCAACGUCAUCGCCAACACCAUGCAGCUCUGCAUACACGAAGACGUAGGUCGAAGGAAGUGCGGCGUUGAGACUCAAGCGGAACUGGGUUUGCUUCCCUUCAGCCACAUCUACGGCCUCGUGGUGGCAGGGCAUGCUGCAAUAUGGCGUGGCGACGAGGUCAUUGUGCUGCCAAAGUUCGAGCUUAACGACUAUCUCCGGGCCAUUGAGCGCUAUAGAAUCAACCAUCUGGUUGUGGUGCCCCCGAUCAUCAUCCGCAUGCUGAGCAGCAAGGACUUGCUCAAAAAGUAUGAUCUUAGCAGCGUCAGAUUAGUGUUUACCGGGGCAGCGCCCCUAGGGAAGGAGACCGCGGAGGAGCUUCUCCGACUCUAUCCCAACUGGAAAAUUGGCCAGGGCUACGGCAUGACGGAGUCCUCAACUGUAGUCUGCUCGACAAGCGAACACGACAUCUGCCUGGGGACUUCGGGCUCGCUUAUUCCCGGCACGCGAGUCAAGGUCAUCGACCCCGAGGGCAAGGAGAUUACCGAGUACGGCAAGCCCGGCGAGCUGUUCGUGCAGUCUCCGUCCGUCACGCUCGGCUACCUGAACAACGAGAAGGCCACGGCCGAAGCCUUCGUCUGGGACGAGGACGGCCGGUGGCUGCGGACCGGCGACGAGGUCAUGGUGACCAAGACGCCCAGCGGAUACGAGCACCUCACCAUCGUCGACCGGCUGAAGGAGUUGAUCAAAGUCAAGGGCCACCAAGUCGCCCCGGCCGAGCUGGAAGCGCACCUGCUGACGCACCCGGCGGUGGACGACUGCGCCGUGAUCGCGGUGCCGGACGAGCGGGACGGCGAGGUGCCCAAGGCGUUCGUCGUGACGCCGGCGUCCAUGGCGGCGUCGGGCCGCACGGACGCCGAGGUCGCGGCCGAGAUCGUCAAGCACGUCCAGGACCACAAGGCGCACUACAAGUGGCUCCGCGGCGGCGUCGAGUUCGUCGACGCCAUCCCCAAGAGCCCCAGCGGCAAGAUCCUGCGCCGCCUGCUCAGGGACCGGGAGAAGGAGGCCCGGCGGGCGAGGGGCGCCAAGAUUUGAUGGGCUGCGGCGGCUGUGGUAUCUGUGGUUGGAGGUGUCUGAUUUGGGUCUGCACUUUGACUUUCAUGGUUGAGCGGGGGGUUCUUGUGCGGCAUUGCA
Molecule: messenger RNA, 2136 nt
Organism: Thermothielavioides terrestris NRRL 8126
Lineage: Eukaryota; Fungi; Ascomycota; Sordariomycetes; Sordariales; Chaetomiaceae
Exons: 7
Coding region: 298-2037 (579 amino acids)
Molecular function (GO): CoA-ligase activity
Source: RefSeq, a predicted model, not a curated record